Molecule: messenger RNA, 5756 nt
Organism: Dunckerocampus dactyliophorus (ringed pipefish)
Lineage: Eukaryota; Metazoa; Chordata; Actinopteri; Syngnathiformes; Syngnathidae
Gene: sema7a
Product: semaphorin 7A
Exons: 14
Coding region: 73-2010 (645 amino acids)
Biological process (GO): regulation of inflammatory response; integrin-mediated signaling pathway; positive regulation of cell migration
Molecular function (GO): integrin binding; chemorepellent activity; semaphorin receptor binding
Source: RefSeq, a predicted model, not a curated record
GGGGCGUAUAGAGACUCAGUGGAGACGACAAGUCCAAGUAUAUGCAUCAGACAGUCAGAUUAGGAGCACAAGAUGAAGGUGGUUUUUUGCUUUUUCUUGUGUUUUGGGGGAAAUUUUAAAUGGAUCCUUCUCGUUGACUCAGAGGACACUCCGACUUUUGGAUCAAAAAAUAUACCCAGACUUCUGACCAAAGAUGUCAUCACCGGAGGUUUUGACUACCCAGUCUAUCAAAACCACACCAUUUUAUUUUAUCAUGAAGAGUCUGGGGAGAUGUAUGUUGGAGGGACUGAUUUUGUGUUAAAGCUUGACUCGGAAGGCUAUCAAAUCACAAAGGAAGUCCAUCUGGAGGCCACAAGGGAUGAGCAGUGCCAAGAGGACGUGUGUCAUAACGUCAUCACUGUCAUCGAGAGGUUUGAGGACAUCCUGUUUGUCUGCGGGACCAAUGGUCACAGCCCACAUUGCUGGAAGCUUUCUCCUUACAUAUUGGAACAUUCUGAAGGGACGGGCAUCUCUCCAUUCAUGUAUACGCAGAACUCGCUGUCUCUCAGAGUUGAGGGGGAUCUGUAUGCAGCAGCACCACUGGAUGCUGAUGGAAGUGCCUUGCAGUUCAGAAGGAAAGCAGGCAAAAGGGCCAAUGUCUGGAUGUACGACAGUUGGGUCUCAGAGCCUACAUUCGUCACUGCAUCGUGGGUGAAGCGGAAAGACGACCCAGAUGAGGAAAAGAUUUACAUUUUUUUUCGUGAAAAGAACUCUGACCACAGCCCAGAGGCGGAUCCAUGGAUUUCCAGGGUGGCCCGAGUUUGUAAGAUAGAUGAAGGUGGAUCAAAACGAUUUUUCCAGAACGUGUGGACAUCAUUUCUGAAGGCUCGGCUGGUCUGCGGAUAUCCGGAGGAGUCCCUCUACUUCAACCGUCUGCAGGACGUCUACGUGCAGCAUGCCGAGGACUGGCGCGACACAAGAGUCUAUGCCCUCUUCACGAGCAGCUGGAACUCCACUGCUGUUUGCAUUUAUUCAAUAAAGGCCAUUGAAGACAUUUUCAACAACUCCACCUUCAAAGGCUAUGACAAAGCUAUUCCACACCCAAGGCCAGGCACGUGUGUAAAAAACAGCCGCAGCUUGCCGCUGGUCACAGUCAGUGUGGUGAGGGAUCACCCCGAAAUGAGCGACUGGGUCCACUCUGUCCACUACAAAACCCCUUUUUAUGUCAGCAACAACAACUACACCAAGAUACUAGUGGACCGUGUCCAGGCAGUGGACCAGAACAUGUACAACAUUCUGCUACUCGCCACUGACUACGGAAAGGUCCAUAAGAUUCUCGAGGCCGGUUCUGAACCUUUCAUCAUUUCUGAAACACACAUUCCAAGUCAGUCCACCAUACAGUCAAUGAAACUGGACUCCAAAAAGAAAAAACUAGUGGUGAGUUUUGCAGAGAAAAUAUCGGUGGUGGACCUCCAGAGUUGUCAAGAGUAUAACAAAUCGUGUGCAGACUGCGUUCUAGCCCGGGACCCAUACUGUUCCUGGACUGCAUCUGGAUGCACCCCGACUGUCCCUGACGGGAUUCAAAAUAUAAUAGAUGGCCAAACAAGGGUGUGCCCUACAACAGUAUCAGACCACACUCAAGUAAACCGGUCCAGACGGGACGCUGCACCGCCUGUAAAUGUGGAUUUGCUCACGCUGCCAGCUGUGCCCAUGGGUGUUCCUUUUUACCUGUCGUGUCCCAUUGACUCCUACCAUGCCGUCUACACAUGGGAGCACAGAGACCAGAGCAGCCCGUGUUUGCAAAUGCACACCAACUGCCUCUUCCUCAUUCCCGCCGUCACCCCAGAGAGCUACGGCAGCUACGAGUGUGUUUCCAAAGAGAGGGACUACGUCAACGUGGUGAAGCGAUAUCAUCUAACGCAGCAAAUCAACCAACAAACCAGGACUGACGGAGGUAAAGCAUCAGCUGUAGCAGCGGAGAUAGUCUGCAUUGUAAUAGGACUUAGCUUUGCCUUGUUGAGUGCUCAAUGACCUGAAGUUAAAGCGUUAUUUGUGUUCUACUGAAAAUGUCCUCACCACCAUUCAUCAAUCAAAUAAGCUUAGAGUCCUAGAGAAACUACUGCAGAACCUCCUAAGUUGUUGAACACUAUUUUGCUAAAGGGAUCAUUGAUAAUAGAAUUACAAAUGGUCAGUUCCAAAAAAACUUGAGCAAGUGUACAGGCAUUGUUUGAAGUGUAAAAAUAAGCUAACCACCGUUGCACAACGCAAGGUGCCUUGCAUAGACGCAGCUCACAUUUUUGGUGUACAUUCCAUUUUCAUUAUUUUAUUAUUAUGCCAACUUGUUGGUGAGUUACGUGUAUUCUGCUGAGUAGCCUGCACAGAUUUGCGCCGACUGAACAACCGUGUGGCUAAUUUGCUUCCGAAAGCAAGGAAACAGGCUCAGUUUAUGUACAAAAUGGUUCUCACUUUUCAUGUACAUAACAUCCUUCUUUGAUGCUUGUGUUUAUUGUACUGAGCAACCAGGACACAGAAAUGUGUGUAGCGCUUUCUGAUGUCGAUUCCUGUUUAUCGUAGUUCUCUUCCUAUUCCGUGGCAGGAAAAAAAACAAAACACACAAGGGGCUGGUCUUACAAGAUAUGGCGUCAUGCAUGGUUCAAUUCCAUAUUAUACGACCGUUACGGUUAGGGUUGGGGCAUCGAGUCUCGAGCAUCGAUGGGAACCGGGACUACCAUUGCGAUUCUCCCGGGAUCAUUCAAAUGUUUUUAUUUUGAUUCUUAGUUUCGAUGCUCACUUCGUCGACAGGAAGAAAAAGCCACGAGCACCAGCAAAGAAGAAGCGGAUAAAAAGUUUGGCUUAACUUCAUAAAAAAGAGCUGUCAGCUCAGUGCGACAUUUGCAACACAAUAUGAUGCAAAGGAGGGGGCACGAUCAAAAUGAGUAAUGUUCACACAUUCAUGGUGUAGAAAUAACCACAAAGCACCUCGUCUUUGAUGCGCUACGUUGAACUUCCUCUAAGCAGUCAGAAUCAGGGAAGUCAAACAAUAAAUGACGUCUGUCUCAUGCCAGUGUAACUGAGGGUUUCAGGAUGCUAGCUGAUGUGGAAGUUUGGUGUAAAUAAAUGACGGGAUCUAUGACUACGGCUAGGCAACUUCUCAGCUCACACUAAGACCCCUUUGGGCUAUAUCCUGUUUAUCCUUGUGUUAACAAAAUAAGGUGUUCUAAAAAUACUUUACACCAACAUUGAGGCAGCAAACAAAGUAUAGUACUUUUGAAAAGUACAAAACAUAUUUUGUGUAAGUGUGCUCCUGUAAAAAGAAACGUCAUAAAGUUUAUAUUCAAGUUGAAUGGCUUGAAUAUUUAUAUACUAAUUCAUAGUAAAGUUGAUAAAAAAAAAAGUUUAUAUCAUUAAACAAUUCAUUGAGAAGUUCAGACAUUUCAUCCAAAAGGAACUCUGGUUAACGCCCUCAUUUAAACCAUGCAAACUUUUAUGACACUGCUCUUAAAAGCAUCUGAAUCGAGAAUUGUUAGGAACCGGAUUCGAAACGAGCAAUCGGAACCGGAAUCGUUAAAAUUCAAACGAAGGCCAACCCUAGUUACGAUGUUCGACUUUGGAGGUUCCACUAUUAAAGCAGGCUUCAGGAAUAACCGGAGGUUGUGUUUGCUCUAUGUCCCUCCCUGCUGUUAUGGAAAAUAACUGACUUUAAAACAAAAGUGGUAAUUACAGCACUGACAUGCUCAAGUAAAUGGGCCAAGCCAAUGAAUGUAUGUACUAAACACUAACCAACCACUCGUCUAUACUGCAGUAUCUCACAAAGUGACUCCAGCCCUCACAUUUAAGCAAGCAUUUUAUUAUAUCUUCUCAAUGGACAACGACUACAACUGAAACUAAUGAAACAAAACUUGGAUAUACUUUAGAGUAGUCAUUGUACAGCUUGUAUAGCGGAAUAGAUUUGCUAACUACUGCUUACAUACUAUUAGUGUUUAAAUAGCUGGCAACACAUGUUCGUACCAAAGUAACUGCAGGUGGGCCUGCAGUCAAGCAUGGUGGUGGUAAUGUCAUGGUUUGGGGCUGUGGUUCAUUGAGGGAAGCAUGAAACGUACUGAGAAACUGCAAAACACUCCCUUAGAUCUAACAAGCCCAAACACACGUCCCAAACGACAAGUGCCUCGCUGAGAAAGUUGAAGGUGUAGGUGAUGGAGGGGCCAACUACCCCUCUAGACCUGAACCCAAUUGAGCACCAAUGUUCCUCAGGCGGAAGGAAAGUGGAGGAGUGCAUCUCUGGCGCCAGUUUGUUCAUAGUGAGGUUUACUCACUUGUGUUGCCAGCAUUUUAGACAAUAUUGGCUGUGUGUUUAGUCAUUUUCAGUUAACAGGAAAUCCUUACUGCUAUACAAGCUGUACACUAACUACUCUAAAGUAUGUCCAAGUUUCAUUUGGAUAGUAUUUUCUCUUGAGAAGAUACAAUAAAAAUGGUUGCUGAAAUGUGAGGGCUGGACUCACUUUUGUGGGAUACUGUAUGCUUGAUUAUGUUAGGUAAUCCAUGGUCACUGUGGCAAUGACAGAGAAGCUGUUCUUUUAUAACAAGGUUGAAUAGCAUCCGCAUGAUUUUUGAAGAUGAAACUGAAGGAAUCCCAUUGUCUGUGUGUAUGUGUGUGUGUGUGUCUGUCUGUCUGUCCUCUGUCUCCCAGCUUCAUCCACACAGUGAGUCAGUGCAGUGGUGAGGCGUGCACAUGUUGAGGCAAGUGAUUUAGACCACAAGGUCCCCUUUGCAACGAGGCUCUAGUGUAUUGUGUGCGGAUGGGUGGAGUCCUUCCAUGAAUUUCCCUGUUUUGUCUCCCCUCCUACCACCACCUACCUCUACUGAGAACAACACCCAACGGUCAGACAAGCCUUUUAGAAGUGUGCAAUAGAAUGUGCAAUGUGGUUGAGUAGACAACCUUUAACCUCUAGAAAUUGUAUACUUUAACAUACUGUGUUGGGCAAAAGUCUGAGACCACCCUCAUUUUCGUUGUUUUGAUGGACUUCUACCACAGGAAUUAUUUUGCCACAGCAACAAUUAGCCCGCAUUACACUUAAAAUACAAAACUGAUUUCCACCUAACUUUGUCAUCAACGGAACAGCCAACCCCCAAGAACCAGUCUAGUAUUCCCCUUCUGUUUGUCAUCCCCCACAAACCAGGAAGUAGCCUGCUAACUAACACAUAAUUUGACAAAUAAACACAAAUUCUGCACUGUUGACAUUUUAUUUAUAUGUGGUCCUUAAAUGACCAGUACACACCAAAUCUAAUGCUGGCCUCAGACUUUUGCACAGUACACUAUAUAUAUCUAUAUAUAUUAUUUCAACUCCUAAUGAUGUUUACAGCAAUCUUUAUUGUAUAUGUCUAUCUAUUUGUAGAUCAUGUCUGCAUUAUACAGUGUAUUUAUUUGCCAGUUACAUUGUUGGUACAAAUCUUAACAAGAAUUUUAUUGUAUUUUUUGGGGGGGGAGGGAAUUUUCACUUAGUAUUUUGUUCCAAUGAAAAUCAUUAAUCUUCAAGAUUUUUUAUAUUUUUAUCCACUACAUAUAGAAAAGUUUUUUUUUUGUUGUUGUUUUGCAAAUGAAUUCAAAAGACAAAAAAUACAUUCUUUUGGACAGCAGUGCUUUGUUCUGUAUUAUAGAAAUGUAUUUUUAUAACAAUAAUCACAUGAAGUUGAUUUGCUUGUUGUUGCAAUAAAACAUGAGUUGAUACAAAACAGUUUUACAGAUCUUGACAAGCUCAAGACCGCUUCUUUCCACCAUC